Salvia miltiorrhiza (redroot sage) is the source of this 969-nucleotide messenger RNA. Its product is annotated as protein argonaute 4B-like. The transcript has 6 exons. The coding region runs from base 1 to 969 and encodes 322 amino acids. The record is from RefSeq and is a predicted model, not a curated record. Lineage: Eukaryota; Viridiplantae; Streptophyta; Magnoliopsida; Lamiales; Lamiaceae. Gene Ontology annotation, molecular function: protein binding. Gene Ontology annotation, biological process: regulatory ncRNA-mediated post-transcriptional gene silencing. Gene Ontology annotation, cellular component: cytoplasm.
AUGGAGUUAGUAAAACAGCCUGAUAUUCUGCUGCCACCUCUCGACGCAAUUCCCCUAAAUGUUGUUCCCAUCAGAAUGGUGCCACCAAAAGAAUCGCCAGUGAUGGAAAUAGUGAAGCCUAAAGCUGCUCCGGUGAUCAGCCACCUGCCCGGAUUGAAAGGGAGAAGAGUGUGUUUGUUGACGAAUCUUUUCAAAGUCACAGUCGCCAGAGCUAUAGAUGACUUCUAUCACUAUGAUAUAUCGAUCUUUCGUGAAGAUGGUAGUGAGAUUACUAGUAAAAAUAUUAAGAGGGCUGUGGUUGAAGAACUCUCUGGCUCUGAGAUGUAUAAACAAGAGCUAUCAGGGAAAACACUUGUUUAUGAUGGUGUUGGAAGCUUAUUCACUCUUGGCCCACUGCCACAGAACAAUCUUCAGUUUUCUGUUGUGAUGGUUCGGAAAAGUAUUAGUAAAGGCAGCAGUGUUGGAGGCGAUGGGAGCCCAAACGGGAAUGAUCAGAAGAGGCAGAAGAUUGCGUUUCGUUCCAGAGCAUUCAAAGUGGAGAUGAGAUUUGCGUCUCAAAUCUCAAUGAAAUCCUUCAAUGAGAGAAGCUUGAGAGUCUUGAAUACUAUUCUGCAGCAGCAAGCAAGUAGAAAGGGCUGUCUCGUUGUUGGCCAAUCGUUCUUUCUCCACGAGCAAUCAAACUAUAUCGACUUAGGUGGUGGCGUUCUUGGAUGUAGGGGUUUCUUUACGAGCUUCAGGGCUCUUCAGGGUGGAUUGUUUCUGAAUCAUGACAUGUCUAUGACGACAACCAUACAAUCAGGUGCAGUGGUUGAUUUCCUUUUGAGCAACCAAAAUGUGAAAACUCCCUUCAACAUUGAUUGGAAUAAGGCUAGCCGGACAUUAAAGAAUAUGAGGAUCAGAGUGAAACAUUUGAAUCAGGAGUUCAGAAUCACAGGGCUAAGUGAAAGAUCUUGCAAAGAACAGAAGUGA